GCGCCCCGGUCUCUAAUGGCUGAACAACAACAAACUGUCUGCUGACAAACUUUACCAAACUUCUUCACACACAAAGGAAAGUUAGAAAUAGCUUCGCGUUUCCGUUGUAUACCAGUUUAGUUGUGUUUGUUUGUUCUUCCUUUAAUCACAAAUGUGGAAUUACUGAUGGAUCCGAGGUAUGACAUACCGCGGAGGGCCGCCGGUGGCGGCGGCGGGGGCUCCGCGAACUCGUCCCCCGCUCUGGGGUCUCAGUCCCGCCGCAGGAAGAUGCCUCCCAGACCCGCUGAUUUCAAACUUCAAAUUAUCAUUAUUGGCUCCCGUGGUGUCGGUAAAACCAGCCUCAUGGAAAGAUUCACCGACGACACUUUCUGCGAAGCCUGCAAGUCGACCGUAGGAGUUGACUUCAAAAUCAAGACAGUUGAGCUGAGAGGAAAGAAGAUCAGACUACAGAUAUGGGACACUGCUGGCCAGGAGAGAUUCAACAGCAUCACAUCCGCUUACUACAGAGGAGCUAAGGGAAUAGUGCUUGUGUAUGAUCUGACAAAACAGGAGACUUUUGAUGACCUGCCCAAAUGGAUGAAAAUGAUAGACAAGUACGCCUCAGAGGAAGCAGAACUUCUGCUGGUCGGGAACAAGCUGGACUGUGAGACUGAUCGCAUCAUCUCCAGACAACAAGGAGAGAGGUUUGCCUCUCGAAUAAGUGGAAUGCGCUUCUGCGAAGCCAGUGCCAAGGAUAACUUUAAUGUGGAUGAGAUCUUCCUGAAGCUUGUGGAUGACAUCCUGAGCAAGAUGCCUCUGGAAGUUCCCAACAAGGAGCUUUCCAACAGCGUCCUGUCGCUGCAGCCUGAACCGGAAGUGCCGCCGGAGUUGCCCCCUCCCCGCAUGCGCUGUUGUUGAGAGUCAGAGUGGUCCCCCAUCCUACACAACACACACACACAUACAUGCACACACCCAGCUCACACAUGCAGAGCACCAACAUGGCCACCAGGGGGCAGCAGCAGUUUGAAGUUAUAAAAAAAAAAAGAAGCUGCUGUUACUUGCAUGGACUCUCUGAAACAAACAGUAUUAUCCUCCUCCUCCUCCUCCCUCCUGUUUCUCCUCCUGUUUUGUAACCGAACACUAUGACCUGCAACACACUAACACUUAGGCCUGGUGAAUCACCCACUUCCCACCACCUUUGUGUCUACACUCGACCCAGACUACCUCAUUGCUCGGACGGUUAGGCUAGCUGUGCCCCGCAGGUGCCUUCUAGGUAGAGAGCCCUCUGGUAGCAGUUGCACAUUUUCUGAAGAGGGGGGAUUACUGAGGGCCUUUCAGCUCGUUCUCUUCCUGUUUUCUCAUCACACACACUAAGUUCGAGACCUACUGUUCUCUCUGCAUUUUCUAGCUCACAGUUAAGGGGUAACAACAUCCAGCUUUGUUUAAAUUCUGGGUCUAUAGGUACAGUAGUUUUACGUACUUAUUAUUAGAUAUUGUUAACUUGAGGUAAAACAAAAAAAAAAGCACAUGGUGUAAAUAUGGUGUGUAGCUGUAAUGACUGGACAAGGUGGAGACGUUUGUAGGUGGUUGUGAGGUGGUGAUCAUAUCAGUUUAUAUUGCUUUUGCCUUAAAGUAUUAAAGUGGCUGCGAUUCAAAUGUGUAUAAAUUGUUUUUGCACUACAAUCCAUCUUCCCGGAGUUAAGCUGACGUGCAAGAAAAAGGAAAAAAGCACACGAUUCGUAGUUUAGCGCUAAUAAAGAUCGAUGUUGCCUCAGCGGCGGCCGCUCUGAACUCCUCCGCACCUUGUCUGAGAGUGGGAUGGAUGGAGACGCAAGGAGAGAUGGGUAAUGUAGUCUUUUGAGGGAUUGGUGUUCGUAUAGGGGCAUUCUCCGUGUGUGUUACCGGCUUGUAGGGAAGGAACAGAGACAGCAAGAAGCCCGGACACACAAACACACAUGGUUUUACCCUUUGUUGUUGUUGUUACUAAUAUUUCACGUUUUUGUUUUUCUUCUUCCUCUGAAUUCAGAUACAGUUUAAAGAAGAAUGUGUGAGUCUCUCCGCGAAGGUUUGUUUAGUAUUGGAAUGACUCAGGAAACUUUGAUCGGCUCAUUUUGUUUCAUCAUAGACUCGAUUCGCUUUGAGUUUCACGACAAAUUAUUAAAGAAGCAUCUUAAAGUUAAUGAUUAAAGUGCACUUUUGCGUUAUUAGAGCGGCUUUGAAUUGUUUAAUUUGGCAGUUCUGUUAUGGACCAGUAUGUGGAUAUCCCAUGACUUGCACAUUUUCAAAAAUGCUACACUAUGCAUGUAAUGUAAGCCCAACUAUACUGUUAUUUCUUCCGUCUUGACAUGAAUGCAAUAUUGGCGACGUAGCACUGUGAGUGUUUCUGUUGAGUUCUUACGUAUUGAAGUAAAAGCUCGAGUCUGAGGGACGAGCCAGCUCAAAGGACCUGAUCUGAAAUUACUCAAACUCACUUUCUCUCUGUUCAUUUUUUCUUUUUUUUUAAAUUGAAGUUUCAUGUUAAGCUUUUGUGGGCUUAAAACCGGCACAUUAUGUAUUCUAACAAAUGGACAGUUUCAUGCCAAAACAAAAGAUGGCGUCAUAAUGUAACAUUCACUGCAGCACAUUUUGCAAUAAGAUUAUCAGCCAGCAAAUCAACCUUUGCAUACAAAGUUUAUCUGCAGUUUCCUCACUUGUUUCUGGAGUGAAACUUUCAUUUGUUCCCCCCUCCCCUUGUCCUCUCUUUUACUUUUAGCAUUUGGCACUAACCCUGUGGUCUUUGUUUUAAUAGCCAAGCCUUAUACUACUCAGUGUUUAAAAAAAAAAUCAACCUUUCUAGAGAACGCUAUUAUUUGAAACGUGUAUCCUUAAAGAUGGAAGACUGUACUUUGUAUUAAACCUGUUAUCUUUGAAAAGUUUUGGCAUGUUUAAAGCAGAUUUGUGGUAUUUAUAACUUGUGGCAUUCUUGAACUAAUGAAAUGCAAUUAAAGAUGUCUAUAUUUAUUACCAGA
This is a messenger RNA of Stegastes partitus (bicolor damselfish), 2987 nucleotides long. RefSeq names its product RAB12, member RAS oncogene family (gene rab12). The coding region runs from base 166 to 897 and encodes 243 amino acids. NCBI's taxonomy places the organism in Eukaryota, Metazoa, Chordata, Actinopteri, Pomacentridae. The transcript has 6 exons. Gene Ontology annotation, molecular function: GTP binding; GTPase activity. The record is from RefSeq and is a predicted model, not a curated record.